Molecule: messenger RNA, 778 nt
Organism: Umbelopsis ramanniana AG
Lineage: Eukaryota; Fungi; Mucoromycota; Umbelopsidomycetes; Umbelopsidales; Umbelopsidaceae
Exons: 3
Coding region: 29-634 (201 amino acids)
Source: RefSeq, a predicted model, not a curated record
CAAAUGAAUUGCCUCUGCCGCUUUCAUAAUGCUGAAUCCUACAGCAACCGAAUUUCAACCGUCAGGUUCAUUUCAGCCGCAACCAAGCAAGUCCAACCCUCAAUCCAACAUAAAUAGUACUCCGCAACAAAAGUCAAAAGCAAAGAAACAAACCGUCGAUAAUGGCAAGAAUGUUGGUACAGAGAGAAGGCACAGUAAACCUAGCCAAAAUAAACCAGAGGCAAAACGACAAGGAUCUGUUCCAGAUGCAGCGCAUGGUAGAAAAGGAUCUUCAUCGAAACAAAAUGAGACAAAAGCUAGAGUAGACGGCGGUAAAAGCCGACCAACCAACAAUAGAGUCGCAACCGCCGGCAAAAAUAAAGCAUUAGACCCAAGAGCCAACCUUAUAGCAUCAUCUAUCAAAACGAAAAGCACCAGCAAAGUUCAGCACAUGGAGCCUACAAGCUGUAUAGCCAUUAUGGAAGCAAUAGAGCCCGUUAACCUUGUGACUGGAGAAGGAUCAGCCCUAGCCAUUGCCAAUGGAUGUGAACUAUAUGUACAAUGGAUUGGACGCUGUUUACAGAAGCAUGACGAGGUUACGCUCAUUGGAUUCGAUCAAGGUAGUUGCUUUCGAUCUUUCAGACUACAGGUUUAAACGACUGUAGUAGCACGGGUUUCUCACACUUGUAAAUUUAAUUUAGCCAUCAGCGACGCCAUAACAAUUGUCAGCAUUCUCCAAGAUUCGGAUAUUGCCAGAUACCACGAAGUGGAGACUUUCAGCUUAGAAGAAAGCCGUGGA